Olea europaea var. sylvestris is the source of this 898-nucleotide messenger RNA. RefSeq lists its product as uncharacterized. The record is from RefSeq and is a predicted model, not a curated record. Lineage: Eukaryota; Viridiplantae; Streptophyta; Magnoliopsida; Lamiales; Oleaceae. Bases 117 to 641 code for a protein of 174 amino acids. The transcript has 2 exons.
ACAAGUCUUCAUUUAUUCAUUCAUCAAUCACUUAAACAGUUAGUUUCACGCAAAAAAUUCAGAUAAGUUCUUGAGAUAAAGAAGAAAAUUAGCGAGAGAUUGCAAAAAGAAAUAUAAUGGAACAGAGCACCAGCAAUACAUCAAGAGAUCCUCUAUCUGCUUUCUUUAUGGAGGAUGAAAUUGAAGUCAGUCAAAUUUUACCUGAUCUUCAUAAAUUGAUCGACGUUUCUGAACCACCGAAACGGGGUUUCAAAAGAAAGAGAAGCAGCAACGGUGAAGGACAAUCCACGUCUCAUGAUGCAGCUUCAUCGUCACCGAAGUCUGUUAUGAAUAUUGAACAGAAAAGGCCGAAGAUCAUAUGGAGAUUCACCAAACUUCCUAUCUGUUUCUCGUCUAGUGAAUCAGAUGAAAAUAAUUGCUCCAACAAAAGGACCAAAACCGAGUACAAAUUCGAGAUAGUAACAGUACAAGAAGGAUAUAAAUGCCCUGAUCUUAACAUCCCUAGCGAGGACACAUUUCGGGAGGAUGAUAUUAACAAAGUUGUUGCUGAUAGAAGGGCCAAAUGUACGGAAGCCAGGAGGAUAAGGCGGGGAAUAAUCAAUGCGAAGUUGAUGAAGAAGUUUGCUAUACACCAUGCUUGAUGGAUUGGAAUGGACAGAAUCAAGAAAGAGAAAAAAGUUUAGUACUGAAAAUCAGGAGGUUUUAUACAUAUAUUCCUUCUGUAAUUUCUUUGCUAGAGUUUUUAUGUAAAUGGACUGAAAGUGUAAAUUGAAGAGUUAUAUAGAGAUAGUUCAAUCUGAUUUUCUGAGUUUUACCAUCAUCUUCAUAUAUUUUUUUACCUUAUAGGAUGAACUAACUUUCUAAUGUAACUGAUUAUUGUAUAUGUCUCAUUAAAAGA